AUGUUCUACUUUCCAGACGUUCCUCCACCACCAUACUGGAUGUUUUUCCGCAAUAUGACCGCCCUCAGGACAGAAGAGGUGGGCUCACAGCGCUCCCUGGUGCCCAGUCCUGACACGCACACUUCAGGGUGCACUGCCACCCUCCCUGCACCCCCCUCAGUUCCUGCUGUGUUAAAACCAGCUUUCAGGUCACCUCCCACUGCCAUCCCCCUGACAGAGAAGGAGCAGUUUGUCAUCACCACUGCUGAGUAUUUUGAGGGAGAUGAUCCUCCCGAAGUCACAGCCAGAGAGAUUGACCCUUUGAUGGAUCAACCCAAACUGUUCUGUCACCGUGUGGAAGUCUUCGCUGACCCUCAGGUCCAGAUCUCUGACACAGCAAUGAAAGAGCAGAUUGGAAACCUGCAGAUUGAGACACUUGACCUGACGCGCACACACUUCAAGCAUCAGAGGAGGCAAAGCUGCGACUCAUCAGCGCAGGGAGCAACAAUCUGCAUCAACACUCUCCAUCGAUACAGACACCUCUGCAGCGAAAAGGUGUUGUUGAGUCAGAGGAAACAUCGCACUUCUUUUAAGAUAAAAAAAGAAAAAGAUACAAGGGUCAAGCUGGCGGGAGAUGAGACAAAGAACGUGUCGGAGGAGGGAGAGGCCAACAGAGGACCAGACAGCUCAGCAGACAGGGAGUCUCCUGGGCCACAUGACAAGACGGUGCGUGUGGAAGUGGAGUGGGACAUCCCCAUGUCAGUGACACUGCCUGUCCAGGUGCAAGCUGACCCCGCACAGCAGCCCUUUCCCUUCCUGGACACGACACUGGCCGACCUGGGCAUCCAGGAGUCAGAGGUGAAGGAGAGGGUGGUGUGGGUCGACACCAAGAAGACGCAGGUGAAGAACAAAGCAGGGAAGCUGAAGGAGAAGGAGAUCACCAUCCUGGAGGUGCGAGUGAAGGCCCAGAAGCCUGGAGAUACAGAGCUGCAGGAGGUGCUUUACAGCACCGAGGCCCACACUGACCGCUCCUUCUGUCGCACUGGAAUGGAUAUUCUGCCCUGGAAACAGAGAGGCACAGGGGAGACCGAGCUGUCGCCAGUGCAGAUGACAAUGGCGCUGGAAAACAAGCAGCCUGACCUGAAGGAGCCUGAAAGACAGCGGGAGAUCUGAGGAAAAACAAAUACACGACUCAUGGGAACGCCUUAAUCGCACAUGAAAACUUCCAAAAUAAUGUUACAUCCACCACUGGAAACGGAAAUCACUUACCCACUCGAUGGCUCGAUUCAAAAUCACAGAAAAGAAUGAUGAUUGAGUGUUACUUUCUUACUAGCAGUGUCGUCGCCAUAAUCUGAAAAAGAGCUGCACAUUCUUAAGGUCUCAAACUCGUGGCUUGCGGGCCACAUGUGGCCCCCCUCAUCGAUUUCAUGGGGCCCCGACACUUAAUAUAAGAUAUAAUGAUAUUUAUAUUGUGAAAUAUUUAUCAUUUCAUAUCAAAACAAACAUAAAUAUUGUAAUUUCAAUGUCUUUUUCUCAAAAGAUUUGACUUUUUUUACUUUACUGACCACACUAGACACUCAGUGCCCCCCUCCCAGGUCAUUUGAGUUGGAGACCCCUGCUUUAGACAGAAGUUAAUGCUGACUGUUCCCCUAACUCGACAUUUUGAUUUUAAUAGGCAGGCAUGCAUCGGUGCAAAGUAUAUGAGAUGUGCUCAAUUUAAAAAAAAUCUGUCAAAUGUGUUGUAGGAUACCACUUUGUAGUUUUAUACUAAAAUUAGAAAUACCACCUUGCAAGUUGUUUGCCUCUGCCAGGCAGUUAAAUCUGUCCAAACUAAUAAUAUAUAGUGUACUGUAACACCAGGUUGAGACAAUAACUAAAUAAAUGUCACUUUAUAACA
Messenger RNA from Solea senegalensis (Senegalese sole), 1876 nucleotides. RefSeq lists its product as uncharacterized. The transcript is spliced from 9 exons. The coding region runs from base 1 to 1152 and encodes 383 amino acids. NCBI's taxonomy places the organism in Eukaryota, Metazoa, Chordata, Actinopteri, Pleuronectiformes, Soleidae. The record is from RefSeq and is a predicted model, not a curated record.